This is a messenger RNA of Schistosoma haematobium, 738 nucleotides long. RefSeq lists its product as uncharacterized. The transcript has a single exon. Bases 1 to 675 code for a protein of 224 amino acids. The record is from RefSeq and is a predicted model, not a curated record. NCBI's taxonomy places the organism in Eukaryota, Metazoa, Platyhelminthes, Trematoda, Strigeidida, Schistosomatidae.
AUGAAAUACACAUAUUUACUACUUAUAUCCAUUAUAUUAUCACUAUUUAUAACAUUUAUUAAAGCUGAUAAUGAUUAUGAUAAUGAUAAUCAGAAUAAACAUUCAUAUCAUCACAAUCAUAAAAGAAACUAUCAAUCUAAGAAUGUCGAUAGUAAAUCAAAACAAUAUUCAUAUAACAAAGAAAAAAGUAAUAAUAAUGAUGAACAUCUUGAAAGAAAUAAAAAAUCUAUUCGUCCUAGAGAUCAUAAUUAUGCAUAUCGGAAUAAUCAAAUAAAAUCUCGUGGUAAUAGUGCAAAAAGUGGCAGUUAUUCAGAAAGUACAUAUUUCGCAUUACAUACUGGAACAGAUAGAUAUGGUCGAAGAAAGUAUUAUUCACGAUUUCAAACACGUGGACGAUCAAAUGGUUAUCGUAAAAAUAUGUUUUUUAAUAUUUUUGAUGUAACCGGUGGUAUUAAAAUGACACAGAAUAAAAAUCAGUUGACAAAAUCCGAAAAAAAAGAUAGUUACAUAAAAAAAAAUUAUAUUAAUAAUAAAGAUUAUAAUGAUAACACGAAUGAAAAGCCGGAAUAUCCAGAAUCACCUGUUUUCAAAGAUGGAUACAGGUCAUUAGACAAAAACCUUACUACUAAUUAUGGAAACUCGACUAAUGCAUCAAUUCCAUUAACCGGUAAAUAAUCCCAACUAUAAUCAAAAAACUUUUGUAGUUAAUAAAAAACGCUAUUCAUGUUCUGCAUAAAA